This is a messenger RNA of Fragaria vesca subsp. vesca, 492 nucleotides long. RefSeq lists its product as uncharacterized. The transcript has a single exon. NCBI's taxonomy places the organism in Eukaryota, Viridiplantae, Streptophyta, Magnoliopsida, Rosales, Rosaceae. The record is from RefSeq and is a predicted model, not a curated record. The annotation marks the transcript as partial.
GUACUGUCUUUACGUCACAAUUUGGAUGUCAUGCAUAUUGAAAAGAAUGUGUGUGAAAGUGUCUUAACAACCAUAUUAGAUGUCAAUGGUAAAUCGAAAAUUGAGAAUGAGUCUCGUAGAGAUCUUGAGUUACUAGAACUGAUGGAAGAUAUGCCUGUGGAAGAAAAACGUGCGAAAUUAGAGCUACCAUCUACACCUUACACAUUAACAAAAGUUGAGAAACCUAAAUUUUGUGGUAAGUUGUAUUUUCAAAGGUUUCCUUAUGGGUAUUGCAGUAAUAUUGGUAACUGUGUCAAGCUGAAAGAGUGCAAGAUACUUGGUCUUAAGUCCCAUGACCAUCAUGUUUUAAUGCAACAACUGUUGUCUGUUGCAUUAAAAGGGCUUUUACCUGAAGGCCUAAGAAAAGCAAUAUGGCGUCUAUCUUCCUUUUUCAAUGAGUUGUGUCAAAGGGUAUUGGACAGAAAAAAGUUGGAAGAGUUGGAAGAUGAGAUC